Messenger RNA from Acanthoscelides obtectus, 708 nucleotides. The record is from the annotation of a GenBank genome assembly. Lineage: Eukaryota; Metazoa; Arthropoda; Insecta; Coleoptera; Chrysomelidae.
AUGCCAAAUGCACAUUCACACAUAUCUUCUAGCGCGAGUAAGCUGAUUUUAAAAAAGUGGACAUACAUUCGAGACUCGUGGAUGAAAGCAUUGAAAAAACAUAAAGACCAAAAAACAAGUGGCACAUCGACCAAACCUUCAAGACUUUAUAUAUAUAAUGAGCAGAUGUCAUUCCUGAAAAAAAUUACAGAUUCAACUGUUUGUCAUGAAAACACUAAUAAUGAAAAUAACACCGAGAUAGAAGACUUGGAUGCAGAAGUUAUUGAAGAGAGUGUUCCACCUGAACAACCGAAUAUGGAAGCAAAUCAGUCUGGUAGUACUCCCAUCAGUACUUCUACUGCACGCAGAAAGAGGAGUAUUAAUGAAGUUGAUGCCAAAAUGAUGCGAUUCAUAGACCAUCAAAUCAACUUAUCCAAGGUUUCAACAGUCAAAGAGGAUGAAAAUCGUCAUCUUACAUUCUUCAAAAGUCUUCUUCCAUCAUUAUCAUCGUUUGAUGAAGAUGAAACUUUGGAAUUUCAGUCGAGUGUGUUAAGUUUAUUGCAAAAUAUGAGAGCAAAGAAGCGAAGGUUGGCCGAUAAUAUUCAAAUGCCAUCGCGUACAAUUGCCACUUAUUACAAUAAUUGGCAAAAUCAUGAUUAUUACAGUCAGCCACAGCCACAAACAAUUUCAAGAGUAACAACACCAAUGACUAGUCCAUAUACUGCCUAG